AUGGGAGAAUUAAAUGACUUCGAGAAGCUAGAGAAGAUUGGUGAAGGUACUUACGGUGUGGUUUAUAAAGCGAUAGAUACAAGGCAUAACAAUCGUGUAGUUGCACUAAAGAAAAUUCGCUUAGAGUCAGAGGAUGAAGGAAUCCCAUCCACAACUAUUCGAGAGAUUUCCUUAUUAAAAGAGUUGAAGGAUGACAAUAUUGUUGGUCUAUACGAUAUUGUCCAUUCUAACUCGAAUAAGAUAUACUUGGUGUUCGAGUAUUUGGAUAUGGAUUUAAAAAGAUACAUGGAAUCGAUUCCAGAGGGAGAAGGAUUGGAUUCAGCAAUGAUAAAGAAAUUUAUGUUACAGCUGAUUAAAGGAAUAUAUCAUUGUCAUGCUCACAGGGUUUUACAUAGGGAUCUGAAGCCUCAGAACCUAUUGAUCGAUAAAGAAGGUAAUUUAAAAGUGGCAGAUUUUGGAUUGGCUCGUGCUUUUGGUGUGCCUCUUCGUGCAUACACGCACGAAGUUGUUACUCUUUGGUAUAGAGCUCCAGAAGUGCUAUUAGGAGGAAAGCAAUACUCGACUGGAGUGGAUAUGUGGUCGAUAGGAUGCAUAUUUGCAGAAAUGACCAACAGGAAGCCAUUGUUUGCUGGCGAUUCGGAAAUUGAUCAGAUUUUCAAGAUUUUCAAGAUUAUGGGAACACCAACAGAAGAGGUUUGGCCGGAGGUUACUUAUCUGAGCGAUUUCAAACCUACUUUUCCUAAGUGGAGAAAACAGGAUCUCUCAAAAGUGGUUCCGUCUUUAGAUAAAAAUGGAAUCGAUCUGUUAGAACAAUUGUUGACAUACGAUCCAGCAAACAGAAUAAGCGCCAAAAGGGCACUGCUACAUCCAUAUUUUCAUGAAGAUCUUCAGCAGCAGACAUCAGACUACCAUCAGCAAUCCACUAUGCAGGUUGAUUCUUCUACAAUUUAUGCAUAA
This is a messenger RNA of Brettanomyces bruxellensis, 957 nucleotides long. It is a transcript of the gene CDC28, whose product is annotated as Cyclin-dependent kinase catalytic subunit. Bases 1 to 957 code for a protein of 318 amino acids. Gene Ontology annotation, molecular function: cyclin-dependent protein serine/threonine kinase activity; cyclin binding; ATP binding. Gene Ontology annotation, biological process: regulation of G2/M transition of mitotic cell cycle; signal transduction; G1/S transition of mitotic cell cycle. The record is from RefSeq and is a predicted model, not a curated record. Gene Ontology annotation, cellular component: nucleus; cyclin-dependent protein kinase holoenzyme complex; cytoplasm. NCBI's taxonomy places the organism in Eukaryota, Fungi, Ascomycota, Pichiomycetes, Pichiales, Pichiaceae. The transcript has a single exon.